CAUCAGGUCCUUUUAAAAAAAAAAAAAUAAUAAUCAUCAGGUCAAGUUCAGAGUCUCUCAGAUCAUCGUGCCGAAGCUAUAGAGGAAGCAGCCGAUCUCGCUAUUAUUCGCUUGUUGUUAUAAACUAAAUGGCAGAAAAGGCGGCCUUUCUCGGGGGUCUUGUCGUCACAUUCAAGGAGCAAAUGCACACUGAUGUUCUCGUUAAAUCUGGACCCAUACCUACACACAAAGCCGUUCUGGCGGCAAGAUCAAAGGUCUUCAGGAACAUGUUAGAUUCUGAUGAAUGCAAGACCUCCUCCGAGGAAUCAAUCACUCUCCCUGAUUUGUCCCACGACGAAUUUAAAUCUCUUCUCGAGUUCCUCUACACCGGUAACUUAAAAGCUCCAUACAAUCAAUACCGAUCCCUAUAUCUGGCUGCAGAUAAGUACGACAUUUCAUAUCUGCUAGACGUAUGUCGUAACCAUUUCAUUGCAUCUCUGAGCUCUAGGAACGUCCUAGACAUCUUAGAGCUCGCCAGUAUACCUUGUGACACAAUCUUGAAAGACGCGGCUAUCAAUCAUAUUGUCAAACAUAUGGAAGAAGUGGUUGUUCCCAUGAAGUAUGAGACGUUUGUGCAGAGGAACCCGGAUCUAAGCGUGGAGAUCACUCGCGCUUAUCUAAGAGAGACCAAAGCCAAAGCCAAAGAUCAUGGAGCUCCUCCAUUCAAUGGUUUUACUAGCUCACGCGUCAACUGGUGAACAAAAACAGCUUGUGUAAGUGGAUCGAUCUCACUUGCGGAAGGGGAUUGAUUGUUUCUUCUGUUCUUUCUAAUAAGAGUGAAAAAAUUAGUAAAGACUUGUUUUAUGGAUUAUCUCAAGGUGUUGUGUUGAUUGAGUCAUGUACCCUUCAUAAGUGAACCUGUUUUAUUUUCUUUUAUUGUUUUAGUUA
This is a messenger RNA of Arabidopsis lyrata subsp. lyrata, 927 nucleotides long. RefSeq names its product BTB/POZ domain-containing protein At1g01640. Gene Ontology annotation, molecular function: protein binding. The record is from RefSeq and is a predicted model, not a curated record. NCBI's taxonomy places the organism in Eukaryota, Viridiplantae, Streptophyta, Magnoliopsida, Brassicales, Brassicaceae.